UCCAACGAAACCCUGCCGAGUUGUUUUGUGUCUCGGUCGAGUUGACUCAUUACUCUGUUCUUAUGGACUCCAUGGAUCGCUCUCGAGCUUUCCUUCGGGAUGUUAAGCGCCUUGUUGUCAAGGUUGGGACGGCGGUGGUAACGCGAAGUGAUGGAAGAUUAGCCUUAGGCAGACUAGGAGCAUUGUGCGAGCAGAUCAAGGAAUUGAACUCACAAGAAUUUGAGGUUAUUUUGGUUUCAUCUGGUGCUGUUGGUAUUGGUCGUCAAAGGCUUCGAUAUAGGCAGCUUGUUAAUAGCAGUUUUGCUGACCUUCAAAAACCUCAAGUUGAUCUUGAUGGUAAGGCAUGCGCAGCUGUUGGUCAAAACAGUCUUAUGGCUCUCUAUGACACAUUAUUUAGUCAGCUGGAUGUUACAUCUGCUCAGCUUCUGGUUACAGAUAAUGAUUUUAGGGAUAAAGGUUUUAGAAGUCAACUUAGUGAUACAGUGAAAUCAUUACUUUCUCUUAAGGUUAUUCCUAUCUUCAAUGAGAAUGAUGCAGUCAGCACCAGGAAAGCUCCGUAUGAGGAUUCUUCUGGUAUAUUCUGGGACAAUGACAGUUUGGCAGCACUUUUAGCUUUGGAGCUAAAAGCUGAUCUCCUUGUUUUGUUAAGCGAUGUAGACGGUCUAUAUAGUGGACCUCCAAGUGACCCUCACUCAAAGUUAAUCCAUACAUAUGUUAAGGAACGCCACCAAGGUGAAAUUACCUUUGGAGACAAGUCUAGAGUGGGAAGAGGUGGUAUGACUGCUAAAGUUAAAGCUGCUACUGGUGCUGCAUAUGCUGGCAUUCCUGUUAUUAUCACUAGCGGAUACGCUCCUGCAAAUAUCCUCAAGGUCCUCAAAGGUGAUCGCAUCGGUACCCUCUUCCAUCAAGAUGCUCAUUUGUGGGAGCCCCAAAAGGAUGUUGGUGCUCGUGAUAUGGCUGUUGCAGCAAGAGAAAGUUCAAGAAGGCUGCAGGCAAUCUCUUCUCAAGAGAGAAGAAAAAUUUUGCUGGAUAUAGCUGAUGCCCUUGAAGCAAAUGAAAAACUGAUCAGUGCUGAAAAUGAAGCUGAUGUUGCUGAAGCUCAACAGACUGGAUAUGAAAAGGCCCUAGUAUCACGACUGGCACUGAAACCUGGAAAGAUAUCCAGUCUUGCCAACUCCAUCCGUACACUUGCAAACAUGGAAGAUCCAAUUGGUCAUGUUUUGAAGAAGACUGAGGUUUCAGAUGGACUAAUUCUUGAAAAAACAUCGUCUCCGUUGGGUGUUCUAUUGAUUGUGUUUGAAUCUCGUCCAGAUGCUCUGGUACAGAUAGCUUCAUUAGCAAUUCGUAGCGGAAAUGGUCUUCUCUUAAAAGGGGGAAAGGAAGCAAGGCGAUCAAAUGCUAUAUUGCACAAGGUUAUCACGGAAGCCAUUCCAGAUAGUGUUGGCGGGACCAUAAUUGGACUUGUAACUUCAAGGGAGGAAAUACCCGAUCUACUAAAGUUGGAUGAUGUUAUUGAUUUGGUGAUCCCAAGAGGUAGCAACAAACUGGUUUCUCAAAUUAAGAAUUCCACCAAAAUUCCUGUUCUUGGUCACGCUGAUGGAAUCUGCCAUGUUUAUGUUGAUAAGUCUGCUGAUUUGGAAAUGGCAAAGAGAAUUGUACUGGAUGCAAAAAUAGAUUACCCAGCAGCCUGUAAUGCAAUGGAAACACUUCUUGUUCACCAGGACUUAGUCCACACGGGUGGGCUGAAUGAGCUUGUUGUAAAUCUCCGCAUUGAAGGUGUUAUUUUGAAUGGUGGACCAAGGUCGAGCUCCCUGUUGAAUAUUCCUGAGGCAGGGACGUUUCAUCAUGAAUACAAUUCAUUGGCAUGUACUCUUGAAAUUGUGGACGAUGUCUUUGCUGCUAUCGAUCAUAUACAUCAACAUGGAAGUGGACACACUGAUUGUAUUGUUACGGAAGAUCAUGAAGUUGCUGAAGUUUUCAUACGUCAAGUUGACAGUGCUGCUGUCUUCCAUAACGCGAGCACAAGAUUUAGUGAUGGGGCUCGAUUUGGUCUAGGUGCUGAGGUUGGAAUUAGCACAAGUCGGAUCCAUGCCCGGGGUCCAGUAGGAGUUGAAGGACUGUUAACGACCAGAUGGAUUCUCAGGGGAAGUGGGCAAACCGUGGAUGGAGAUAAAGGUGUUGUUUACACCCACAGGGACGUGAAGAUUGAGUCUCAACUCGUGAAUUGAUUUCAGCCCAACAAUUUGCGCUGGCUAUUUAUGUAUAAAAAUAAGUGUUAGUAGCUUCUCUCUUCGAGUUUCAGUGUGAUAGUUGCAGAAAUAAUGUGGUUUAAUUAUUAGAGUUCCAGAAGCGGCUAGUUUUUUCUAUAAUAUUGGCCAAUUCUGUUUAGUAGCUUAGGAGGACCCUUCUUCCAGGACUGGAAAUCCAGAGUUUAGUUGUAGCGUAUAGGUCUUAAAUGUUGAUGAAGUAAUGACCAUUUGAACAGAUCAGGUGCAUUACUCUCGGAGUUGUUUUGUUGUUUACUGUUUGACGAUUGAAGUGUUGACUUGCCAUCUGAAAAUAACAGAAACCACCAUGUACGCCUGUCAGUGUUUAAGCAGAAGCAGCAGGAGCAGGGGAUUUGUAGUGUGAAAAAUGGUUGACUACUAUCAUUAUGGUCCUUAUACUAGUAUUGUUUUGUGUCA
Cucurbita maxima (winter squash) is the source of this 2684-nucleotide messenger RNA. RefSeq names its product delta-1-pyrroline-5-carboxylate synthase-like. NCBI's taxonomy places the organism in Eukaryota, Viridiplantae, Streptophyta, Magnoliopsida, Cucurbitales, Cucurbitaceae. Gene Ontology annotation, molecular function: glutamate 5-kinase activity; ATP binding; glutamate-5-semialdehyde dehydrogenase (NADP+) activity. The transcript is spliced from 20 exons. Gene Ontology annotation, cellular component: cytoplasm. The record is from RefSeq and is a predicted model, not a curated record. Bases 63 to 2228 code for a protein of 721 amino acids.